AUGGGAUCCGAUUAUGCUGCUCUCGCGCUUCGACUAUUGGAUCUGGAAGAAAACACAAAGACAAACCUGAGAAAAAAAGAGAUCGAAAAAGGAGGAAACAAGACUGAAUCGAAGGAGAAGAGAAGCGAUAGAGUGGAACAUACAGCGAGGGAGAGCGAAAUCGGCGCCCACGACCAACUAGGUAAACUCAUAAGACCUGUGCGUUUAUAUUCAAAUGUUUCACUUCUCUCAGAGCUCUUUGCUUUGGAGAAGAAGUACGCCAUUCUACUCAGAGACUUCGCUGAAGCACGAGCCAUCUCCCAUGGUGAAGCUCUCCACCUCGCAUCCUCAAGACAAUCCCCAACCCAGACCUCUUCCUCUAAUGCUCGCAGGGUGUUUGACGAAAUGCCUGAACGAGACGUUAUCUCGUGGAACACCAUCAUUGAUGGGUAUUUUCUUGCUGAGAUGUUUCCAUAUGUGUUACAGUUCUUUAGGUGCAUGUUGCAUUCCGGGGUAGCUCUGGAUGAAUUCAGCUUCACAAGUAUUUGUAGGAGUUGCCUUGCUUUGGAGGCCUUUGGUAAUGGAUUGGCUGUUCAUUGUUUGGUGAUCAAGUGUGGUUUUGGUGGCAACGCUUUUGUUGCGAAUGGGCUUGUUGAAGUUUACGCUAAAUGUCACUUCUUGAGAGAAUCUUUGAAAGUUUUUGUUGAUGUAGAACACAAAGACAUUGUCUUGGUUAACACUCUGAUUGGUUUGCUUGCGAAAGCUGGGAAUUUUGAAGAAGCUUUCUUGAUAUUCUUGGAUAAUGUUCUGAUUGCAUCUAUGUGGCCUGAAAGAGCUACUUUUGUUAAUUUGUUGAGUGGGAUUGAUCGCUAUGAAUUUUUGAGAGAAGGGAUGCAAAUCCAUGGUUUGAUAGUGAAGUUUGGGUUUGAGGCCGAUGGUGCUGUGGAGAAUUCUCUUGUGAUGAUGUAUUCUAGUUGUGAUCAUGUAGAUGAGGCCUUUGCUUUGUUGAUUCAAUCAGGAAGCAAAAAUCCAAGGUCAUGGACCACUAUGAUUAAGGGAUACGCAAACCUCGGAUGGUAUCAAGAGGCCAUUAACACCUUCCUGUGGAUUUACUGUGAAGGUAAGAUGAUAGAUAAUGUAUUAUUAGCCUGUGUUCUUAGUGUUGCAGCUGAUUAUGAGUGCUUGCAAAUUGGCAAUCAACUUCAUGCUACUGUGCUUAAGUUGAAAUGUGAAUCAAAUCCUUAUAUCGUCCAUGCUUUGAUUGAUAUGUAUGCAAAGUGUCAGUCUAUGGGAGAUGCUCUGAAACUGUUUCAACAGAUUGGUGGUAAUCGGAUUCAGCUUUCGUGGACUAUAAUGAUAUCUGGUUAUGUUCAUAAUGGAUCCUCUGCAAAAGCUCUCCAAUUUUUCUACAACAUGAACAGAGAAGAAGCCAUUUCUGCUGAUUCUGUUGCAUGUGUCAGUGUUCUCAUGGGAUGCACUGAUUUGCAGGCUAUUGAUCAAGGUGAACAAGUUCAUACUUUUGUGAUAAAAUCAGGUUAUGAAGCUGACAUCUUAGUCCAGACUGCAUUGUUUUCUCUCUAUUCCAACUGUGGUAGCUUGUAUGAAACUGCAGGCCUUUUUAGAACAGGGAUGAGACAUGACCUUGUUUCAUGGACUGCGUUACUUUCAUCUUAUGCAAAGCAUGGAUAUAGUGAAGUAGCUUUAUUGUGUCUUGUUAGAAUGCUCAAAGAUGGGUUCAAACCAAACCAAUUUACUCUGGCAAGUGCUUUAACUGCUGCUUCUAGAGCAACAUCAACACAAACUGGGAAGGUACUUCAUGCUCUUGUUAUAAAAACAGGACUAGACACCAACACUUCUGUUGGUAGUGCUCUUAUAGACAUGUACUCAAAAUGUGGAGACAUUGGGAGUGCAAUCAGUUACUUCAAAGGGUCUUCAAAGUGUGAUAUUUUCUCGUGGAAUGCCUUGCUAACAGGACAUGCUCAGCAUGGAAAUGUGACUGAGCUUCUGAGCAUUUUUGAGGAAAUGCUCAAUCAUGAGCUGAAGCCUGAUAGCAUUACAUUUCUUGCUAUUCUUAAUGGUUGCAGCCAUGGUGGUUUUGUUGACAAGUUGUUGCACUAUUACAACAUGAUGCAAGAUAAGUAUGGUAUAAGACCAAAGGUCGAGCACCGCACCUGUGUUGUUGAUGCUCUCGUUCGUGCUAAUCUGUUCAAAGAGGCAGUAAACUUUAUCCAGGGAACCGGGUGCAAAGCUGGUCCUGAAAUACUGAGGGUUUUCAUCAGUUCUUGUGCAACUGCAGGGCUUGUUCAGUUAGGUUUGGCCGCAGCUGCAAGGAUGGUUGUUUCAGGUUUAACCAAUAACUCAGCUCAUGUGCUGUUGUCUAAUCUAUAUGCACUUGAUGAGAAAUGGAUUGAUGCAAGACGGAUCAGAGAAGCAGCACAAACCGAUCAUACAUACAUCAAAGAAGCUGGUAAGAGUUGGAUUUCGUGUUAA
This is a messenger RNA of Dioscorea cayenensis subsp. rotundata (Guinea yam), 2469 nucleotides long. RefSeq names its product pentatricopeptide repeat-containing protein At2g33680-like. Lineage: Eukaryota; Viridiplantae; Streptophyta; Magnoliopsida; Dioscoreales; Dioscoreaceae. Gene Ontology annotation, biological process: RNA modification. The coding region runs from base 1 to 2469 and encodes 822 amino acids. The record is from RefSeq and is a predicted model, not a curated record. The transcript has 3 exons. Gene Ontology annotation, molecular function: protein binding; RNA binding.